AUGGCUCACAAACGCGCAUUAGAAGCACUUGACAGAACAUUGAAAGAUCUUCGCAAUGACUCGAGAUGUUUUGGACGCGCAAUGAUUUUACUGUCUGGCGAUUUUCGCCAAACACUCCCAGUCAUUCCAAAAUCGACUGCUGCCGACGAAAUAAAUGCUUGCCUUAAAUCAUCAAAUCUUUGGCGCUAUGUGAAGAAACUUCAGCUGGUAACAAACAUGAGAGUUGCAUUGGUAAACGAUACAUCUGCUGAAGAGUUCUCCAAGCAAUUGCUGUUAAUCGGUAAUGGCCGUGUAGCUGUUGAAGAAUCGAGCGGAUUAAUUGCAUUUCCUUCAAAUUUUUGCAAUUUCGUCUCAUCAAAAGACGAACUCAUCAAUGAAGUAUUUCCGAACAUCAUUGAUAAUCAUAAAAACAAAAAAUGGUUGAGUGAGCGAGCAAUUUUGGCAGCUAAGAACAAAGAUGUGAAUGACUUAAGCUUUGUAAUUCAAAAUCAAAUCGUUGGUACUCUGCAUACAUUCAAAUCUAUUGACUGUGUAACAAACGAAGAAGAAGCUACCAACUAUCCAACUGAAUUUUUGAACUCCUUGGAUGUGCCUGGCUUACCACCGCACAAUUUACAAUUAAAGAUUGGUUCGGUAGUCAUUAUGCUUCGAAAUCUAAACCAACCAAAACUAUGCAAUGGAACGCGUUUAGUGAUAACAAAACUGAUGGCCAAUGUGAUUCAAUGA
Teleopsis dalmanni is the source of this 726-nucleotide messenger RNA. RefSeq lists its product as uncharacterized. Gene Ontology annotation, biological process: DNA repair; telomere maintenance. Gene Ontology annotation, molecular function: DNA helicase activity. The transcript has a single exon. The coding region runs from base 1 to 726 and encodes 241 amino acids. The record is from RefSeq and is a predicted model, not a curated record. NCBI's taxonomy places the organism in Eukaryota, Metazoa, Arthropoda, Insecta, Diptera, Diopsidae.